CUCAGUGCGCUCCUGUGCGGUAGGUGGAGCAACGUACUCUGUAUCUGUGGUCCACACACGGCGAACUCGCUGAAGAAUAAGUACAGUGUCCUUUCGGCUUUCCGUAUUCAGCGUGGGUCAAUGACAUUCCGGUAGCAGAGAUGGUUGUGUCAACUUUAUUCAGGUCUAUACGAGCAGAGCUCACUAAGGUCACCUUUCAGAAACACACUGUCCAGUGUGUGCGCAGCGCAGCAGAUAAAGCGCUCCUGGUAAAACUGCGUAAAGCCACCGGCUACACGUUCAUCAACUGCAAGAAGGCGCUGGAGAAGUUUAACAACGAUAUUUCUCAGGCAGAAAACUGGCUGCAUGAACAGGCUCAGAAGGAGGGAUGGAGCAAAGCAAGCAAACUGGAGGGCCGGAGAGCCAAAGAAGGACUGAUUGGUCUGCUGAUGAGGGAUAAUGCAGCUGUCAUGGUGGAGGUAAACUGUGAGACUGAUUUUGUGGCAAGGAAUGAAAAGUUUCAGCAGCUGGUGCAGGAUGUUGCUUUGGCUACAAUGGCUCAUCAUUGCAGCAAGGUGCACAGCGGAUAUAGAAAGAGUGUGCUGUCUGCUGAAAACCUUGCUAAGCUCACCAUGGUGGAGGGUCCCUCAGUGGCAGAUCAGAUGGCACUGACUAUAGGCCGUUUGGGUGAGAACAUUUCUGUAAGGCGGGCUGUGUCUGUAGGUGUUCCUGCUGAUUGGCACAUUGGCUCGUAUGUCCAUGGAGCGGUUACAGGACAGAGCAGCAUGCCAAUGGGGCGCUAUGGUGCGCUGCUUGUGUUCCAGGGUGGGCCUGAAGGACAGGCAGAGGCAUUUGGAAAGAAGCUGGGACAGCAUAUAGUGGGGGAGGCUCCUGUUACUCUAGGAAACAUGGAGGAUCUACCUUGUGGAGAAUCUGAGACACGACUUUUACCACAGACCUUCCUGCUAGAGCCCAAAUACACUGUGGGACAGUACCUCACCUUGCAUAAUGCACGUGUGCUCGACUUUAUACGCUACAAAUGUGGUGAGAGCACCACUCAAGAAGUGGAGUGAGCAAAGACCACACUGUGUUGCAAUAGGAUGACAGUCUGCUUGUAUAGUCAUGCUACACUUGUGAACCAGUCAAGACCCAUACUAAGGCAAAAGCAAUAUUUGAAUGUGCCUGAGGAGCACAGCACAUUAAUUGUAUCAGCUCUGGUCAUUAAAAAGAGUAUUCAAUCACAGAGAAACUCAAAGUACCAAAAUGAAAUACCUUUUUUCAAGGCCUACACUGUUAAGAGAAAUGAAAAUAACUUAUUUUGGCCAGAGACUAAAGGUCUGACAUAUGUAUAGCUAUAAAAUCCUGCUCAUAUUUUCAACAUCAAAUGAGCUGAAUCUCCACAUUCAAAAUAAAACAUUUUAUGUAGCACA
Colossoma macropomum (tambaqui) is the source of this 1409-nucleotide messenger RNA. It is a transcript of the gene tsfm, whose product is annotated as Ts translation elongation factor, mitochondrial. The transcript has 6 exons. Gene Ontology annotation, molecular function: protein binding; translation elongation factor activity. NCBI's taxonomy places the organism in Eukaryota, Metazoa, Chordata, Actinopteri, Characiformes, Serrasalmidae. Gene Ontology annotation, cellular component: mitochondrial matrix. The record is from RefSeq and is a predicted model, not a curated record. Bases 141 to 1052 code for a protein of 303 amino acids. Gene Ontology annotation, biological process: mitochondrial translational elongation.